GCCAACGACGCGACGCCAUCGUUUCUCAACACGAAGUUCAAGGAAAACAAGGAUUUUCUUAUCAGAAAUGGACUCCACAUGAAUCCAGGAUAUACUAGUACCUUGAUGGAUUAUGGAUCGAUAGAUGGUGAAACUGGUUGGAUUGUAUAAAUCGUCAAAAUGUCUCUACAUCGGUCCGUUGUUAGCGAGCCAGCCCACCGUCCACGGUCGCGCUCAGCACACAGUACAGGUGGCGGUGGUGGUGAUCUGAUGUCCGGGGGAUCGCGAACAAUGUCAGCCAAUGUUCGCCGUCUCCACGAAGCUCUAAGUACAACUCUCCCAGACCACGAUCGGGCUUACUUCGUACAUGCCUUAAAUGAGUACAACUCCCGAAGGAACGUUUAUACAUUAGUGGCUAAUUUGAAGUCACUCUUAGACACGCCUGAGAAGAAAGUUUUGUACCUACUCCUUGGGAAGGUUAUCCCUGCACCUGACCAACCCCUGUUCUGGCAACAUGCUGAGCCUUUUUACAAUCAGAGGGAACGAUCAGGCAGCAUUGGGAGAACGAAAACAGUUGCAAGUGUACAGAAACAUCAUUUUGAUACAAUGCCCUCGAGGACAAAGCCAUCAGAAUUAUACCAGAAUGAUGAACCUCAUGGUAAAACACAUAGAAAAACUGCAGGGAGCAACUGGGAGGCGGAUGCAAAUAAAGAUGUCCGAAGGAUCGUUCUUAAGAAGUCCGAUACCCCAGAUGGAGAACUGGGGUUCAGCAUCCGUGGGGGUUCCGAACACUCUGUGGGAAUUUUUGUGUCGAUGGUUGAGCAGAACACCAUGGCCGAGAAAAAGGGACUGCAACCUGGAGAUCAAAUUAUUCAAGUAAAUGAGAUCCCAUUGGAAAAGAUAACGCAUGGAGAAGCUGUCAAGGUGCUGAAAUCAGUCAAGAAGCUUGUGCUUUAUGUCAAGUCAGUUGGCCGAGUACCAGGUUCUUUUGUCUCCCACCAGACCUACACCUGGGUAGACCCCCAGGGGCGCAGUGUCUCGCCCCCUCCUGAUGUUGACCUGAUGGGGCGAAGGAUGACGGAAUCAUUAGGGAGGAAAAGCGGGCUGAACCUCCUCAAAGAUGGGGAUGAAAAGAAGGUGAACCUUGUAGUAGAUGAUGGUGAGAGUCUUGGGUUGAUGAUCAGAGGAGGUCGUGAAUUCAGUCUGGGUAUUUAUAUUACUGGAAUCGACGCCUUCUCUGUAGCAGAACAAGCUGAGCUCAAGGUUGGAGAUCAGAUCUUGGACGUCAACGGAGAAAACUUCCUGGACAUCAACCACCAGGAGGCCGUCAACAUCCUCAAGUCUUCCAAACUGAUGAUGAUGACGAUAAAAGAUGUUGGCAAGCUCCCUUAUGCAAGGACGACCAUCGACAGGACGCAGUGGAUAACGGGAGACGGGGUGUCAGACUUACCCAGUCAGGUGUCCCGACCAGGGAGUGUGGUGAAUGGUGAGACGGUGCACAAUGGAACCAAUGGAAACGUGGUGAAUGGUGAUCAACACAAUGGCUUUCCUUCAAAUUUCAAAAGGGGUAUAGCAGGCACCCAAGUCAUGUACAACUCUACCCUCGGCACCGGUACCCAAGCCUGGGGUAUGAUCGAGGACCAGGCAAAACACCUGUUGAAUGAGAACGAGAGAGGGACAAUGAUGUACUACCUUGGGGAGUACCAAAACGGGACCAUCAACAUCGACGCCUUGGUCAUGGCGUUAUUUGAGCUUCUCAACACACAUGCUAAGUUUUCAUUGUUCUCUGAGAUCCGUAGUUUUGUGUUUCCGAGGGACAUUGAUCAGUUUGAUUCACUGGUGCUAAAAAGAGAGGUUGAGUCAAUGAAGGCCAGACAAAGAGGCCACUUUAUGAAUGAAAGGGAAAGUUCGUUUGAUACGUUCUCAACUGGCAGCCAUUAUUCGUCAAGUUCUAUCGACUCUCGGCCGAUCACACCACCUCAUGUUCCUGCCCAGUUACCAUCCUUCGUCAAGAUGACCUCUGACCAGGAUGAGUGGUAUAAUGGAUUUGACCCCAGGCAGAUCAAUGAUGAUACAAAUGGACUUCCAGAUUUCUCCUUACCUGACUUUGCAAUAGAUUCAUCCCCUCCAUCACUCAUCAGACCAAUAAGUAACCCAAAGUCCACAAGAAUCACCCCUACAAAAUCAAUGCAACAGUCCAACCAACGCACCAUCACUGUGGACGUCCAUCACCAUGAGGAGCCUUCCACUAGUAGAGGCGGGAAAAAUGGCCACGAUGGGAUGUACAGUGGCUCAAUGAAGAGCCCAAGUGAAGACAGUGGGGUAGAUGUUAAUGGUAGUAGAGUCAGUAGCAGAAACGGCAAUCGCUACAAGAAAAGCGUUACAAUAUCUCCUAUCCCCCCAGUCACUAUCCACAGUCCUUGUAGUCUGAGUGACAUGGAGAGUCCAACAUCAUCUCUAGGAAGUCCUCAGUCUGCAAGUAGCCCUGAGCCAGCCUCAACAAGGCAUGGCUCCUCCCAUCGGCUACCAAGGAGUUUGAGUCUAGACAGUCUCUCAACAGAGGGCUCUUCUGUGGCUGCUUUGGCUGAAUCACCAAGGAAGACCAGUUUUAGCAGUAGUGAGCACAGCAUUCCCCGCAGGAUCAGCGACCCUACACAUCAUGUUCCGCGAGAGCAGAGGAGGAAUAUUGAACAGAAUAAAAAGGCGAGUGAAGCUUUACUAGCCCUCAAGAAGCAACCAAGGAGUAAAAUCCACCUGGUCAAACCAUCCAACCCUCCUCCUCCUCCUCCAUCCUCAGUAUCUCGCUCUAGUACUCCUCCUCCCCCUCCUCCAGUUCCUGCACCACCUCCACCUAGGAGCAUCCCUGAGCAACCUUCUAUGAGUCAUGGAAGGGGAUCAACACGACCCCCUCCUCCUCCAAGGCAAGGCUCUGUUAUCACAACCAAGUCAACGCAUUCACAGCAGUACAGCAGGGCCAAUUAUGAGACACCUGAUCAACCCUUGACUCAUGGUGGCAGCAAACGAGCAUCACGCAGCAGCAUUUAUACAAACUCUAAUGGGAUGAACGCACACGUAUCGGAGCGAGAGUCAACGGACACACUGAAGAAGGUUCAGUUCCCAUUGGUCAACCUGAAUGACGAAUUCCCAGAAGGGAUGGAACUAAUCAGCGUUAGAAAGACAAGACCUAAUCUGGGAAUAGCAGUAGAGGGAGGGGCUGGAACCAGACAACCUGUUCCAAAGAUUAUUAAGAUUCAGUAUGAAGGAUCAGCCUACCACAACAGCAACCUAAAAGUUGGUCAUGUGAUCCUAAAGGUCAACGGAAGGUCAUUACUGGGUCUUUCGCAUCAGCAAGGGACGCGUUGCAUUGCGCUGGCGUUUAAAAACAAAGCCAAUGACAGCAUCAACUUUCUGGUGAUUGACUCUACCAAGUACGCAAUACAGUACUAGAAUCAAGAUAAGGUACAUUUAUUGGUCAAUUUAACUUUGUAUAGUUCAAUAUACCUUUUUAAUCCUCAGCGUGUCUGGCCAUUUUAUUAUCAACCCAUGUUAUUUUUACUGAAAUUAUGAUACUUUGUUGUGAUGGGUAAAACACAAUGCAAACCAGACACUUAACAGAGGCACAGGAGGCAGUUGUCCCCCCAUGCUUGUGUUCGCUUGAAGUUUUCCAGUGCAAAUAAACAUUUUGUUCACUGAAGUACCAUUUAUACAAAUGAAGUAUUCAGUAUAUAAUUCUGUGUACAGUUGUGCUGCCAUGCAUAAUGGGAGACUUUGGAACGCUAGGUGGCAGCAGACUUACCAGGUAAAUUGACAUUAUUUUUUCAUAUUGAGCAAGCUCACAAUUCCAAAAACAAUGGUUUUACCUAGUAAGUCUGCUGCCCCCUAGAGUCGAAAAAAGUCUCCCAUCCUUGCACUUAAAUGGUUUCAGCUCACUGUAAAAUGUUCCUAAAAUUAGAAGGCAUUAUAAGAAGAAGGUGACAUGCAGAAUUUUCUAGGUUAACACCUUCUUGCAAAACAGGGUUUUUACAGUCUUUAUAAUACAAAUAAAAGCAUUAUUUUUUGACAGCAUUAUUUUACUCUUGAAAUUCGCUUUAAUAAUAUUUUUUAAACUUUACCAACUGUGGCUUAUUUAAUCACCUUGAACAUUGCCUUCUAUUCAGAUUCAUUUUUAUUUAUUGUUAGUACUGUUUUUUUCAACUAAUAAAUUAGCAUUUUUUCCCUACAAUUUUGUUUCAUGGAAUCAACAAGUCAAACAAUACAUACAAGUUACAAUUUUAUAAACUCCUGAAGAACACACGCCUUGAACAUUUACAUUUUUAAUUAUUUCAUUUUAUAAACUAUGUAAUUCAACUGUGCCGAUAACUUCACAGGGAUAUGUGAGAUACUCUUUUCUUUAAAACUGCAUAAUUUGAAAAUUUGCCAACAUUAAAUGUUAACAAGGUUAGCUGUCAGAAAUGCAGCAAAUAAUUUUCAAUCUUUUCUACUUAUAACCCCAGUAUCCUUUUCUACUUAAACAUUUGAAAUAAUGUGCCUUUUUGUGAAGCUUUAAUAGCAAUAAUUGUGGUGUCUAAGCAGUAGCUAUUUUUUGUACUGAAAUCCUUUGCCUUUUAUGAACUGUGCCUACAAAAAUAUUUUUACCUUGAACCGUAAUAUUCUGUGCAAAUGUGGGGAGCACUUGCAGGUUAACUAGAUACGACCAAUAAAAGUCACAGCCUAAAGCGAGUUUGACUAAUCCUACUCACACUGUUGUCAAAGCUUAAAUUAUGCUGCUACAAAAUAGCUGGUGUUUUUUAUUCAAUGGAAGUGUUCUAAGGUACUUAUUCUGUGUGUGUGUGUUAUGGUUAAGUGGCAAAUAGUUUUGACAUUAAUUUUGUUUUCUGAAGGUAAAACCUUUUAAAAUGAUAAGUUUUUUAAACUUUCAUUUGUUACUUUGCCUUGGACAUUUGGUACAGUAUCCAACUUAAAAUAAAGCACUUGAUAGUUUCAGUACUUUUUUUACCUGUUUGACUUUUCUAUAAAACUAUUUUUAUACUUGUGAAGAGAGUACAUUGCCUUGUCAUUACCUUUGUACAUACAGAACAUUCCAUAAACAAUGUAGAUUAAUGUUGUACAAUGUCCUUUGUGUGUGUGUAGGCCUACUUUCAUAAACUUGUUACGGUUGAUUUUCGGGUUCAGCAAGGCUGUGUGUUUGUUUUAAACUUCUUAGUUUUUGUUGUACCUGAAGGUUUGAUUUAAGGUUCGCCCUCUGGAUUACUGGAAGGGGUUGUGACGUUAUGAUCAAAGGGGUUGUGACGUUAUGAUCAAAGGGGUUGUGACGUUAUGAUCAAAGGGGUUGUGACGUUAUGAUCAAAGGGGUUGUGACGUUAUGAUCAAAGGGGUUGUGACGUUAUGAUCAAAGGGGUUGUGACGUCAUGAUCAAAGGGGUUGUGACGUCAUGAUCAAAGGGGUUGUGACGUUAUGAUCAAAGGGGUUGUGACGUCAUGAUCAAAGGGGUUGUGACGUCAUGAUCAAGUUAGGCCUGUUUACUAAACACUCGAGCACCCUUCAUAGAUGGUACUGGGUACUGGUGACUGGGUGUGCACAAGCGGUAACUUGGUGAGAGUUCAUGUAAGCUUUGAUCAUUAUGACACAGCACCUUUAAUUAGUUUCAUUAUUUUUUUUCUUCAGUAUUUCAAAUAGGGUGUUGCACACAUUGUAAAAAUGAAUUUUUGUCAAAGAGGCUGAUUUACAGACAUUUACAUACAGAAUUCCAAAAGGCAUUAUUUACAAUUUCCUAAAAAAUGUAUUUUGAGAAGAACUGUUAUUUAAUUCUGUUCUUUGAUCUGAGGUGACAACCAUUUUCACCUUGAAUAUUUUGUACAAAUUUACCCAGUCUGAAAAUUACACUUUUCUUGCAAGAAAUACCAGCAUUAUAUGGAAGCAUUAUUGGGAUUGAACGAGAAUUAUUUAUGACUUACACAAACACAAAACAUCAUGACUUAUUGUGAGAUUCAAGUCAUUAUUAUGAUAAAUUUUAUGAGAUAAACUAUCAUAAUGGUCUGAGUCUUAAUUAUAAGAUAAUGUCUAUAUCAUAAUGACUUUCUUUUGGUUUCCUCACUGGUUAUAUGACACUUGGGUAGCAUUGGGAUUUUUGAUUUAAACAAAAUGCAUUGUAUUUAUUUAAAAAACUUUUUUUUUAAAAGCUAUAUAUACUUAUUUAUUUGUUGUGUUCAAAGGCUGCCUAAUGUUUGCCAACUCCUUGCUGACAAAACUUAUUGUAAUGUUGUCAAGAAAUCUAUGUUAUAAAGUGCUGUACUCCAUAUUACCGUUUUGUGCAUGAUUCUUGUUUUCAAAUCAUCACACAAAUUGUACGUAUAUACUUGUACAACUUUUGUUUAGGAUAAUCAAUGUUGUAAAAAAAAAAUCAAAUUUUCAUUACAAAAUUUAAUAUGGAUUUUCUUGAUUUUUUUUAUAGUAUAUUUGAGUGGUUUACUGCCACCUCGCGUCUCCAAAAGUCUACAUUAUUAUUGAAAGAGGUUGAUUUUUUUUAAGGGAAUUGUGCCCAAUGGUUAUUAGGUUCAAUGGUCCAAUGAGCAUGUGUGUACGUCAGCCUAACCCAUCACUGGGUUAGGAGUUUGGGCUGGAACAAUGUGAGCCAAUGUUACAAAGGUAUACCAAAAUAAUUGUAAAUAUCCCCAAGCCAAUUUUGUAUUGAACUUGAUUUCAUGCAAAGCUUCACAUCUACUUACUUAAACAUUGUUUUUAUUUCAUAAUUGAAUCACGAUAGCAUUUACUCUACAUCUUCUGAUGUCUCAAUUUUUGGGGUGUAAUAGAAAACAUAAAGAUUUUCGGUACCUUUGUGUUCAUAAAGUCAUUGUUCAUAAAGCCGAACAUUAACAGUUACUCUCGAUACAAUUAACACAUUCGGUUCUUUGAAACAAACCGCUAACGAAUGCGUUUGUUGACCAGUGCCAAUAAUAAUUGUUAGAAUUUAUUUGAAAACUGAUUUUGUUUUUGUUCCGUCCUCGAAUUCGUAAUUUUAUUUGACGAUAUCUUGUGGCAAUUUCUUUAAUUCCAUCCAUUACUUUGAACCAACUGUGAUUCGGUUGUGUAAAUUCAAAAUUAUUAUUAAUUUAUCUUAAUUAAUCAAUGGUUUGUUAUUAAUUCACGAUUACGCCAUAGUACAUUCAGUUUAGUUUGCAUGAAAGUAUAUUGAUAAGGUUUUGUGUAUCCUACAAAUAUAAUUGAGUGUUUAUUAUUUCAUUUGUGUCAUGUAUAUACAACUUGUGGAGUUGAAAACCAUAGUUUGUUGAUAUUAAAGAGUGAAGAGGACUGAAA
Molecule: messenger RNA, 7293 nt
Organism: Asterias rubens (European starfish)
Lineage: Eukaryota; Metazoa; Echinodermata; Asteroidea; Forcipulatida; Asteriidae
Product: whirlin-like
Exons: 15
Coding region: 160-3426 (1088 amino acids)
Cellular component (GO): stereocilium tip; plasma membrane; stereocilia ankle link complex
Molecular function (GO): protein binding
Source: RefSeq, a predicted model, not a curated record